CCACCAAAAUUUGGCGCGAACUUUUUGCGCAGCGGAAGCUUUAGCACGGCGCGUCGUCGUCUCGACGCUUCGAUAUUUAUUUAACGUCUUCGUUUUUUUCGUUAUUUUUUAAGAUCUAUUUUUUAAAAAACAACCCCUCAACGUAUUGCCGUGAUAAUAAUAAAAAUAACAUACAGACGAAGAGAAGAAAAUGCAGAGAUCCAUCGCGUCUUUUUUCCAGCCAGCAAAGGGCCAGCAGCCUGAGAAAAUAAAACCCAAGCAGCCUGAGAAAACCAAGCCAAAAGCAGAAAAAGUAGUGACGAAAACUCCACUUAAAGCAAAGAAGAAUGGUUGCUCUCCACCUGCUGCUGACAACACCGAAUCCCCCGUUAAAAGAUCUAAAAAGAAAACGCGGCGAGUCCUGGAGAGCGAUGACGACGAUGAUAACGACGACAAUGUUGACGAGGAAGCACGUAACAACGGUGUGCCUAAGAGCACAGGCUCGGAAAAGAGCAAAACCACGGAGAGCACCGUUACCCCGGAUAAGAAUACGAUGCGAGUAAAGAGGGAGACCCCAGAAAGGAAGCCAACGCCAGAGCAGAAGAAGACUCCUAAGAAUAGUAAAGUCUUAGUGGAGAAGGACAAAACAGCAGGGCACGAGGUGAAGUCGAAUGGGAAGAGUAAAGAAUCACCUGGCAAACAGAGUGACGAGGAGGUCGACACCUCCACCUCUGAACCCGAGGCAAGCAAGGCAAAGGAGACUGAAGAUGUGAAUGCAAAGACUGGAACUUCAAGUCCCACGCUGCCCACAUCCCCAGAAGGAAAUUUGGUCAUUCCAAAGCGCAAGACAGCCCGUAAACAAUUACCUAAGCGGAAGCUCGAUGCCUCCCCUGAAGCCUCAAAUUCCUCCAAGAAGCCCAAACAAGAGGACGCAGGAGACACACCAGCCAAGAAGCAGGAGACGAUUCCCACGAGCAAAGAGCACGGGCAGAAUGUGGCCGAGCCAAUGGACGUGGAUACGUCGGCGACUGAAGCAGAGAUCACGAAACCAAAGGACAAAGCAAACACAAGCGGAGACUCCGCACACGAGCCCACUGCUGAGGAGGGCUCCCCCGAGCGUGAAAAAAAAUCUGUGAAGAAGAAAAUUAAGGAAAGGAUCAUUUCUCCAGAUAAGGCAGACGAGUCUUCAAAACAGACACCAAAGAAGAAAGCAACAGAGAAGCCAGCCCCCAACAGCAAGGGCAAAGAAGUCAUGAGCAGCUUUUUUGCGCCGAGGAAGAGCUGUGCCAAGGUCAUGGAGGAAGAGCAGAAGGUGCCGGAGGAGAAUAAGAACACGGCAGAUGAAGAGGUAGAGGAAGCGAAAGAGAAGCCGGACAAGGAAAAGGCUGUUGACAAAGAUGUUACACCGAGCCCCAAGCCUAUUAGCAGCUUUUUUGGAGGUGGAAAAGUGGAGACGUCACCAGGCUCACAAGAAAACUACAAUCCCGCGAAAAGCCAUUACCACCCAAUAAAUGACGCCUGCUGGGAACAUGAACAAAGGGUUCCCUAUCUUGCUGUAGCAAGGACGUUUGAGAAAAUUGAGGAGGAGUCUGCUCGGCUCAAGAUCGUGGAGACGCUGAGCAACUUCCUGCGUUCUGUCAUAGUACUCACCCCAGACGACCUCCUUCCAUGCAUUUACCUGUGCCUCAAUCAGCUGGGCCCUGCCUACCUGGGCCAGGAGCUCGGCAUCGGGGAGACCAUCCUCAUGAAAGCCGUUGCUCAGGCUACAGGGCGGCAGCUGGACAAGAUCAAGGCGGAGACCCAGGAGAAGGGAGACCUGGGGAUUGUGGCCGAGUGUAGCCGCAGCACCCAGCGCACCAUGUUCACCCCUCCCAAGCUGAACGCCACCACGGUGUUCAGCAAGCUCAAGGACAUCUCCCGCUUGACGGGAAAUACUUCUAUGAACAAGAAGAUUGAUGUUGUGAAGACCAUGUUUGUGGCCUGUCGGCACUCAGAGGCUCGCUACCUCAUCAGGUCACUGGGAGGGAAGCUGCGUAUUGGGUUGGCAGAACAGUCCGUCAUCGCUGCCCUCGCCCAAGCCGUCAGCCUGACACCUCCUGGACAAGAGUUCCCACCGAAGGUACUGGACGGUGGAAAAGGCAUGUCGCCUGACUCUCGGAAGGCAUGGAUAGAAGAGAAGAACCAGAUUCUGAAGCAGACUUACUGUGAAUUGCCAAACUACGACGUGAUUGUGUCAACCCUGCUCAAAGAGGGCCUGGAUAACUUGCCCAAGUUCUGCAAACUCACCCCAGGAGUGCCCAUGAAGCCCAUGCUGGCACACCCAACCAAGGGCAUUGGAGAAGUGCUCAAGAGGUUUGAUGAAGCAGCCUUCACUUGCGAGUACAAGUAUGAUGGAGAGCGGGCACAGAUUCAUCUGUUGGAGAAUGGGGACAUCCAUAUCUACAGCCGAAACCAGGAGAACAACACCAGCAAGUACCCUGACAUCAUCAGCCGUUUUAGCAAGGUCAAGAAGGAGCACGUGCGUUCAUGUGUCAUCGACUCGGAGGCCGUAGCCUGGGAUCAGGAGAAGAAGCAGAUUCAGCCCUUCCAGGUGCUCACCACCCGCAAGCGGAAGGAUGUUGAUGCCUCAGAAAUUAAAGUUCAAGUCUGUGUCUAUGCCUUUGAUCUGCUCUACUUGAAUGGGGAGUCGCUGGUGAAGGAGCCGUUCCGGCGCCGGCGGGAGCUUCUGCGUGCUGCGUUUGAGGAGGUGGAAGGGGAAUUCAUGUUUGCCACAGCCAUGAUCGGCUCGAACACGGAGGAAAUUGCGGAGUUCCUGGAGCAAUCUGUUCGUGAUUCUUGUGAAGGCCUCAUGGUGAAGACUCUUGAUGUGGACGCCACCUAUGAGAUUGCCAAGAGGUCCCACAACUGGUUGAAGCUAAAGAAGGACUACCUGGAGGGGGUUGGAGACACCCUGGACCUGCUGGUGGUAGGUGGAUACCAUGGCCGGGGCAAGCGCACGGGCACGUACGGUGGCUUCCUGCUCGCUUGCUACGACGACGAGAACGAGGAGUACCAGACAAUCUGCAAGAUUGGCACGGGAUUUAAGGAUGAAGACCUGGAGAAGCAUGCUGCCUUUUUUAAGGAGCAUGUGAUUGAGCGUCCGCGGUCGUACUACCGCUUCGAGAGUGGCGCAGAGCCCGACCACUGGUUCGACGCUGUGCAGGUGUGGGAGGUCAAGUGUGCCGACCUCUCAGUGUCUCCGGUCUACAAGGCAGCCAAUGGCCUGGUGGACAAGCAGAAGGGCGUGUCCCUGCGCUUUCCUCGCUUUCUCCGCGUGCGUGACGACAAGAAGCCAGAGGACGCCACCAGCAGCUCGCAGGUGGCAGAGCUUUAUAACAAGCAGCAGCAGAUACAGAAUCAGAAAUCAUCGGUGGCCGAGGAUGUGGGCGAAGAAGAGUUUUACUAGAUGGACAUUGCAUAUGCAAGCCUCUUCCGUGUCGGGGGGGGGGGGAUCCAGAGUGUUUGGGUCAGUCUCGUUGCUGAAACCAGCCUACUACCGACUCGACCUCUAACAAUUCACUAACACAACAUUUUUGUUCCUGGGUAGUAAGUGUUCUUUUCUAAUUGAUUGUGCCUCAAACGUAUGGAAAAUGGCUACUAAUAUUCCCCACAAACUUUGUUUUUGUGACCAGGACAGUGAUAUUUUUAAAUUUACCUAUUUUCAAUGAGAAAACGUGAUGUGUAUAUGUGUCAUUCCUUCACAUAAAGUCCUGGUCACAAAAGCAAAGUUUGUGGGGUUAAUAUAAUUUUCUGUACUUUUGAGGCAUAAAGCAAUUAGAAAAUAACACUUACUACCCAGCAACAAAAUUUUUUUAUUUUUUUGUUACACAGUAUAUAAUUCAGCUUCCAUGGGGGCACAUUUGCGUGAAAAUAUGCGGUGGUUUCACGAGACCAGGUUUUAUUCUACGUCCAUGAGUAUCCUUUCGGGGAAUUUGUACAAGUAGUGCCUUCUGAAGAAUAAAUACCACAUUAUAACCUGUCAAUAUCUCCGUGGUUCACGGUGAAACUAACUCGGCAACGGCUCGCUGCAUAUUUUAUGUGCCCGAGAAAAAUAAGUGUUAUUUUCACAAGUUUCUGUAGAGUAGCAAUUGUACAGAAGACAAUCCUUAUCUGUCCACUUGUAGGAUUUGUUUGCGAAAGCCAUGCUGGACAGGAUAGGGUAUGAAAGUUAUUCUAAAAACAUUUACCAGGCGUGUUCUUUCUGGUGUUGUAAUUAAAUAUCUUUAAUAGUUCUUGUUUGAUAAGUGGCUGAAAACCCCCUUCCUAUUACGUUAAAACUACUAGUUAUUAAUGUUCUUCUUAAAGUAAUCAGACUUUUUCGGCUGGUCACGUCUUCAAUAGAUUGGUGAAUACAAACAGCGCUCCAGUUUUGGGCUCAGCACAUCCAUCAUUGGCCCUUCUCCCAUCUCAAGUCUCGCCACUUUUAAAAUGCAUUGGUGAUCCCCACCCCAAGCUGUUGCAUAAUGCUCUGAUGGACACCGAGGCAAACCCUAUGAAGUAAUAAAUAAACAAAUGCCAGCCGAGUUCAAAUAAUGUGCUAGAUUCACAUUGGUGAGCUAGCAUUGGUUUAGGGGGAAAGCUGACGUGAGCACACAAUCUUUAUUUGUGAGAAAGGUGGAACAUUCAAAUUAGAUUGGUCAAGAGAGUAAUUUGGAAAUGGCUGGGAAAGCCAUGUACAAGUGGGGGGGGGGUCUUGGGGGAGCAUAGGUGAGACAAAGGGUGGACUUGGUGGAGAGGCAAGGGAGGUUUGAGAAGGAUGAGGGGGAUAAAAGGAGUCAUUAAAGGGAUUUGCGAGGAUCCUUAAAUAAAUUCUGCUACGUGUUGCAUGUUGCGGUGUUUUAUGUGCCGAAGAAAAUAAAGAACAAGUUUAAG
Messenger RNA from Lethenteron reissneri (Far Eastern brook lamprey), 4890 nucleotides. It is a transcript of the gene LIG1, whose product is annotated as DNA ligase 1. Gene Ontology annotation, biological process: DNA repair; DNA recombination; lagging strand elongation. Lineage: Eukaryota; Metazoa; Chordata; Hyperoartia; Petromyzontiformes; Petromyzontidae. Gene Ontology annotation, molecular function: DNA binding; ATP binding; DNA ligase (ATP) activity. The record is from RefSeq and is a predicted model, not a curated record. Gene Ontology annotation, cellular component: mitochondrion; nucleus.